GGAGGAGCAAGUCCAGAUAAAAAGUUACAGAGCACAGCAUGCUGGGAUUGAUUAGCAAACAACAGCAGGAAGCUGAUGAAAACAGAAAGUUGUGCAGGUUCCUUUCUCAUUCAUCUCGUAAAACCAUGAGGAUCACCACCACACUCCGACUGAUCGUUUGUCUCUUUGUAACAUGUGCGCGAUCCUCAGAUUCUUGCGUGGAGCUAAAGGGUUUAACCAUCGAUUUCAGCCAGAUCAAUGGCCUGUGGAACAUGAAAGCCAUAGCAUCCCAGGAAACGUUGAUGGCUCUAAAUGAUAUACAUUAUUCCUAUGCCAAAAUAUCUCUUGCAGAAAAGGAGGGAACAAUAACAGAAUUCUCUAAUCCCCUGAAGAGUACCAACCGUGGACCCAUUAGUUUUCAGAGGGUGUAUGACGAGAAGGAGACUCUGGCUUACAAAAACGUUGCUCAGAAUGAACCUUGGUUGUUGAAAUUUUUUCAAGUUCACCCCAAUGUUUUAAUCGUAAACCGUCAAUCAAAUGAAGUCAUUAAAACAUCAGCCUUAUACGUGAGAUCAUCAUCAUCAUAUCCAGAAUCAGAGGUGGAAAAUUUCAAAGAAUGGAUCAAAUGCAAGGAGUUCGCCUUUCUUAAAGAGUUCAACAUCGAUGUUGAUCAUGCACAGAAAUGUUAUGGAAUUUUUGAAGAAAGUACAUCUCUGGAGGCAACUGAGGAGAAACUUAGUUCUUGGCAUCUUGUGGCUAAGUCUUCCACUUUCAUGGACCAACAUUAUAAUUUGAGAAUCCUGUACACAGCCCGGCUGGAGAUCAGUGAAGAAGAAGGAGACCAUACUUUCAAGGAGAUCAUUACAGCGCCGAACGAUAACAUCAUCUUAGAGCUGAAGUUUGGCAAGUCAUUUCCAGCUGGGGAUAUAAUUUGUAUGACCUUCAAAACUGGAGAGAAUUUGCUGCUUCUGGUGAUACAAACUAAAAGAGGAAGAACCCUAUAUCUCGCAUCCAGGACACCAACCGUAAGAAAAUCUGUUAUCGAGAAAUUCAUGACCCAGACUCUGUGCAUUGAGAAUAAAUAUAGUUACUUCAUACCAGGGAGUAUCAGGAAAGAUGAUGAUGAGGUUGAAGCUUGUUCUAAUCAUUUGGAGAAAAAAGUGCCCAUUAAUUUCCGAGAAUCUGUAGGUAAAUGGAUCCUGAUGGCCUCAGCCCAUGAAAACACAAAAAUGGCUCUCGAUGAUCUCCUAACUUCUUACGGAGCCACAGACAUUAGGGUUGUAAAUGAUACGGUGUACUUGUCCCACAUUUCAAUACAUGGUGGUAGAAUCAGCCAUCUGGAUGACAUUGACGUGGAGGAGAAGACCGGCCAUAUUACAUACAAAGAUACCCCAUCAGGGACCAGAGUGGCCAUCCACAGUGUGAGCCCCACCUGCAUCAUUUUCUCCCCUGAAGGGCGCCUCUUUCUUAACUGUCGUGCAAACCAGUUUCCUUCUAUAGGUGACAUUAAUCAGUUUGCGAAGUAUGCAAAUUGUCGAAACUUUAAUAAUAUUUUGUUUCGUCAGCCGUCAUCAUUUUUGUGCUCGGAGAUGCCUGACGAAAUUGAUGCUCUAGAUUUGGAAAAGAUUGUCGGUACAUGGAAGUUUGCUGCCCUUGCCUCCAAUGUUCCAGCUGGUGAUGUGCAGUUUCGAAAUGAAACACAGGUUACUGUGAACAAUGAGGAGGUGACAUUCAUAACUGACGGUUGUGUGACUACUUUCCAGAAAAGAGGAAAUAGACGACUUGAAUAUGUUAAGGGUGAUCCGUGUGCAAUGGAGGUCAGAUUUCAUGAAACACUGAGAGACACCGGGUUGAUAUGGGUUUCCACCCCCAGAAGGCAGGGAAUCUUCUUGAUCCUUUUCUCUAAAUCCGACCACGUCAGACCCGAGGAGCUCAUAAGGUUUAAACACUUCGCAGCCUGUUUGUCGCUCCCUGUGAUAUUUCCGAGGUAAGUACCGAGAUGAAAUAUCUUAAAGCUUCAAGAUGCUUUAUGAAGCCUGACAUCCUGAGUCAAGAUCUUAGAGAUUGAUGUAAAAUAAAGACAAAUUAUCUGUAUCCAUUUUAUACUAUCUCUGUCGAGAAGAAAUCCAAACUCUAGCCGAGAAGAUAUAGAAGAUUAAUAAACUUCAUAUA
Messenger RNA from Bufo bufo (common toad), 2151 nucleotides. RefSeq lists its product as uncharacterized. The coding region runs from base 39 to 1970 and encodes 643 amino acids. The record is from RefSeq and is a predicted model, not a curated record. The transcript is spliced from 22 exons. Lineage: Eukaryota; Metazoa; Chordata; Amphibia; Anura; Bufonidae.